Messenger RNA from Terrapene triunguis (Three-toed box turtle), 576 nucleotides. RefSeq names its product killer cell lectin-like receptor subfamily F member 1. The record is from RefSeq and is a predicted model, not a curated record. The transcript has 5 exons. The coding region runs from base 1 to 576 and encodes 191 amino acids. NCBI's taxonomy places the organism in Eukaryota, Metazoa, Chordata, Testudines, Emydidae.
AUGCGCUGCACUUCGAAGCCUCUGCUGGACACGGAGAUCUUCUCAGCGAAGGGGAUGCGGGGAGGCUGCGAGAUCCCAUUGAGGGAGACCAGGAUCUCCUCCCAGCGGGAGGCGGAGCCAUCGAGGCGAUACACGUGGAAGGAUGUCUCGACGGAGUUUGUGCUAUUGGUUAAUCACCUCACCGGGCCCCCCGGGUGCAGACUGUGUCCCCUGAACUGGCUGCUGCAUGGGGACAAGUGCUACUGGCUUUCCAAAGAGAGCAAAAACUGGAACGAGAGUCGUGAGGACUGCUCAGCGAAGAGCUCUCGAAUGCUCGUGAUCCAGGACCAGCGUGCGAUGGAAUUCAUAAAAACCCUCACAGAGGGGAAAUACCCAGUUUGGAUUGGACUGCACCUGACCACCUCCAAGGGAAACUGGACGUGGGUGGAUGGUUCCCUGUUAAAUCAAACAGGGGUCUCACUAUCGGCCCCUGACACUGGAAACAGCUGUGGGGUGUGGAAGGAGAAUCAGAUUCGUGGUGAAAUCUGCAGUGGUACCUUUAAAUGGAUUUGCCAGAGAGAAGCUGUCCUGAUAUAA